This is a messenger RNA of Dictyostelium purpureum, 2145 nucleotides long. RefSeq lists its product as uncharacterized. The transcript has a single exon. Lineage: Eukaryota; Evosea; Eumycetozoa; Dictyosteliales; Dictyosteliaceae. The record is from RefSeq and is a predicted model, not a curated record. Bases 1 to 2145 code for a protein of 714 amino acids.
AUGUAUAUGAAUAAUAACAACAAUAUAAUAAAAAAUAAUGAAAGCAAAGAUCGUUCAGAAACAUUAUUUUGGUCUGUCUUUAGGAAUAAAUGGUUAUUUUCCAAAAUUUUUUCAAAUUUUACUCUAAAAGACUCUUAUACAUAUGACCAACUUAUAUAUGCUCCAUCAUUGUUUAAUUACUAUAGCAAUGCGGUUGAAAUAGUCCAAGAUAAAAUUAAGUCCAAUGGGUAUUUAGUUUUUGAUACAAUAUACAGCCAUGGUCUAUUAGAAAUGGCACCAUCAAUUAGAAAGGAUACCAAAGAGAAUGUAGAGCUGCUUGAAUCUUUUUUUAAAAAUCGUCCCUCAAUCUCUUCUAAUGUCGACAACUCCAUCCUAUUUGCCAUUCACCACUCAAAUUUAUUUUUAUUUAAAUUUAUUGUCAAUUAUUUUCAGCUUUCAAAAAAAGAAAUUACAACUUCGACUUCAAAAAUCACCUCGUUCCAUUUUGAUAUUGAAAAGAACAUAUCAGAUGUCAAGGCAUUUAAAAUAUUAAAAUAUCUAAGAGAAAAUGACUAUUUCCCAAAAAUAGAUGUUGAUUUUAGAUAUUUUAAUAUCUAUGACAAAAAAAUCAAAUUAAAGUAUAUAAUGAAAUUUAUAGAGCUAUUAACAGAAUUUAAAGGUACCAAAGAUAAAAAAUCAAAACUAGAGACCAUUAAAGCCAUUUAUGAAUUCUCCGAGGAUGAACUGAAGCAAAGUAUAAAGCAACUCUUGAAAUCCCACUUUAGUAAUCCAAACUAUCGACUAAUGGAUGCAAUUCGUCACUAUUCAAUCCUCUUUUUCGAAUAUUUCAAUGAUAUAGAAAUACCAGCAGAACACCAUUUCAUUUUCGAAACUGAUGAAAAUAAAAUUGUUCAAUUAUUUAUCAAAAGACCAUAUCAUAUAGUUCACUUUAAAAAACUUUAUAAAUUUAGAUACAAUAAUGACACAACAAAAAUCAAAAAAUUUAUCUCAAAUGCAUCCAGAUCAGAUAUUAGAGCCGACUUUUUUUACACCUCUGUUUUAAUUACUGGUAAUAUGGAACUUAUCACCUAUCUUCACAGCUUAUCCUCCAUUGGUCUUGUAAUUUGUGGUGUUUUCCCAAUGGUCUAUUAUGUUUCAAACAGUUUAGAUUCUCCAGAGGUUGCAAACUUUUACUAUUCUAAAUUCAAAGACUAUCUCAUCUACAAAAACCUUAAUCGUUGCUGGUUGUAUUUCACCAACCUUGGUGCUUUAGAGGCUGUCGAAAAAAAUAUGGUUACCUUAGAGAGAAAGUUUUUAGUAGGAAAUUUUACCAAUCAAGAUCCAUUAGUUAAAAAGAACACCCUACAAUUAGACAUAUUAAUUAGAGCUUUAAAUAACCCAAAUGUAUAUCAAGUUGAAAAAGGAUUGGAUAUUAACACCUAUAAUGAUGUAAUUGUAGAAUAUAUUUCACAAAAGAAACUUGACACGGUAAUACAACUUUUCACAACAUUUAAAUUCAAGGAAAUUACAUUCACCAAACUUUUCGAUGGAAACAAUCAAAGAAAACUUAAACACCUUACCAAAUGGAUAUUCGAUCAUUGUCAUGAAACACCAACUAUUGAAGUAAACAAUGCCAAAAUAGUAACUACUUUUGAAAAUGGUAAUUCAAUAACCUUUGUUAUUCCAGUCACCCACCUAAUCCUCUCGUUAGCUUGUAUUGGCCACUACAACUUUUUAUUCCAGAUAAUUAAAUCAAACACAACCCAUCUAUUGACACUUGUUAACAAUAUGAAACCAGAAUCAAUCGAUGCUUAUUUUGAAGUCUCCUUUAUACCAAUUACAGCUUUAAUUGAAUGCUUUAAAUAUUCAAUUGACCAUUUAAAACCAGAUUCAAAUAUCAAAGAUUACUGUCACAAACUAAUGUAUAUUGCUGCAAAUGAAUCUCAUCUCCCACUCUUUACAUUAAUUAAUUCAAACUAUAGUUUCCUCCUUAAUAAUAAGGAACCAACAAGUGAAGAUAAACUUUGUUUUGAAAAGUCAAAAUUAAAAGAAAUUUUAGAUUGUGCACACAAAUCAAAAGAUCAAACAAUUUAUAAUUUAUUAAAAAAUUAUAUUCAUAUCGAACCAGAAAAAGGCAUUUUUAGUCUUUUUUAUAAAAAAAAAUAA